AAAAACAAACGCAGGUCAGGAUCCGUUGGUAGAGAGAGAGACGGGAGAAGACGGGGAAGAAUCGACUUCUAGCCCCUGCCCUAGACUCCAUGUUCGUCGUCUACCCAAAGACUUUUCAGGUUUAGUCAAAUCUAGGUUCCUACCCAGUAUAUUAUUGGGACAUGGUUUCUGCAACAGCACUUCUCCAUGACCAUGAGUAUGACAACUCCUUAUUCUCACGUAAAAGGCGUAAAGUGACAGACAUUCAACAUCAAGAUCCAGAUAUAUUAGGCCGUGAGUGUAAAUAUGAUUGUUUUCCCUCAUCUUCACAGCUUAGCAGAGAUGGACGCUCCUUCUGCAGAUGCAGGGAUAGUGCUUGCAUAUCUUCAUGUUGCAUCGAUAUUGAUGAAAAAAAUGGUUCAUAUUCAUCAGUGGAUAUGAGCUGCCAGUUAAAUGGCACUAGCCCUGAUCUUCCAGAAUGUUGCAGUUCGGAGGGCUCCUCAUUUCAAGAUAAGGGUUUCUCUGGGUAUUCUUUGCUUACUUGUGUAAGUGGUUGGAUGUAUGUUAACGAACAAGGUCAAAUGUGUGGCCCUUAUAUCCAAGAACAGCUUCAUGAAGGAUUAUCUACUGGUUUUUUGCCAGAUGAGCUUCUUGUUUAUCCUGUUUUAAAUGGAGCAUUGAGCAAUCCUGUACCACUCAAGUACUUUAAGCAGUUUCCUGAUCAUGUUGCAACGGGUUUUGCAUAUUUGAGUGUGGACUUCUCCAACAUGGGUAUUAAUGGAGCUCAUUCUGAUACUUGUAAAAAUGAUUUGGCUAUGCAUAGGCAAGAGGGUUUGGUGGGGUAUGCGAAUCCACAGACUCUUUGUCAUGAGUUGCAAUCUGGUCCUCUAGGUCUCGGAUAUGAAAAUGGUGGCUGUAAACAGGCUUCAAAUUCUGAAGCAUUUUUCUUGACUACUUCGAAUCUUCCAUCGUCAGUUGAAGUAGCAUGCUGGUUCAUUGAGGAUCAUACUGGGAGGAAACAUGGACCCUAUUCUCUUCUACAAUUAUAUUCUUGGCAUCAGCAUGGAUACUUGAAGGACUCAGUUAUGAUAUACCAUGUCGAAAGCAAAUUUAGACCCUUCACAUUAUUUUCUGCGGUGAAUGCAUGGAAAGCUGCAAUAACUCCACCUCUAUUCUCAUCUGAUCUCAAAACCAAUGAGAGUUGCUCUUUACUGAAAUUUAUAUCUGAAACUUCUGAAGGAGUUUCAUCCCAACUACACUCUGGAAUAAUGAAAGCAGCUCGCAAAGUGGUGCUCGAUGAGAUUGUUGGCAACAUCAUUGCAGAUUUUAUCACCAUCAAGAAAUCUGAAAGACAAAUUAAGGUUGGACAAACCAACCAGACUAUGAAGGUUUGCUCUCUGGACAAUAGAAUGCCAGAAGUUACUAGAGGAGGGGAUCUUCCUGCUGAUUCAAUGCCAGAAGCACGAGAUUUCUUUAGUGUUCCUGAGAAAGUUUCUACUGAUGCUGUUCCUGUUCAGUCCCCUAAGUUGAUUGGCAGCGUCGAUAAUUUUAGGGAGGUGCAUGCAGUUAUUUGUCGAAUGCUUUUUGACUACUCCUUACAAGUAGUUUGGAAUGCUGUUUCUUAUGAUACGGUGGCAGAGUAUUCAUCUGCAUGGAGGAGGAAAAGAUUUUGGUCUUAUCGUCCUCACUAUAAUUUAGCUUCUAGUGGAUAUAGUGAUCGUGUCAAGAAGAUUGAAAAAAUACCUGCUGAAGCUGCUUUACCACGAAAGGAAUCUUCUCUUUAUGGUGUCAAUUCCCUAUCAGUCUCCAAAUUUGAGGGAGCACAAACAGAAAACUGUGUGCACUCACCUGCCAUAUCUCGGUCAGUUCCUGUUAGACACAAAUCUUCUAGGCCAACAAGUCAUUCUGGUUGUGAUAGGCCAAAGGACGACUUAAAAUGGAUCGUGGAAUACCUCGAAAAAGAGCUUCAUUCCUCUGCAAAGGUAUCCAUGGUUGAGUAUAUUCGGGAUAUCCUCGAGGAUGAGGUGACAAGCUCAUGCAACUCCUCAAAAGAUAUCCAAUUAAGUAAGGUUACUCUUGAUACUCUUGAUACGUCCAUUCAGUGUUCUAGUAUUAACAAUUAUUCAGACUCCUUUGGUGAACUGCAUUGCGAUUCAAAUGAUACACGUGGCGAUAGAAAUUCAUGUGAACUUGAACUAGCUGUGUUGCCAGAGGACAAUCUGUCUAGUGAUACGGCUCUGAAUGCUGUUGCUAAUUCAUUAUAUGGAGUGUUCAAAGAAAUCUGUACAAAUGAAGUUUGUGCUUUUAAUGAAGAUUCCAAUGAAUUACCAGUUCCUGGUCUUGAGGAAAAUCCUACCUUUCUCAUUCCAUCUCCUGCUUGUAAAUUUCGUCCUUCCAGCUCAAAUAAGUGCUCUCCUAAGAUUGAGGGGUACAUUAUGCUGGCAAUAUGCAGGCAGAAAUUACACGAUGCUGUUCUUAAGGAAUGGGCAUCAUCAUACAAAGAUGAUCUUCUUCGUCAGUUUAUUACUUCAUGGAUUGCUUCAAAGAAACAUUGUAAUCCUAAUGGAAUUGUGGAAGGAGCAUGUGAUGGUGGUGAAGCCUCUAAAGUACCAGACAAAUUAAGGGAGGGAUCAAAACGCUUCUUGGAAUCUUCUCUUGUAACUGGUAAUUAUACUUAUUACCGCAAGAAGUCAUCAAAGAAAAAGUUAGGAUCUUCAGAUUGUGCUACUGAGGGUAGCCCUGUUGUACGAAUUCAACCUUCUGAAAAGUCGAGGAAAGAAAAUGUUUCUGCUGAUGAUGCGUGUGAGACUACAGACAGUGAAAUUGCUUCUUUGAAACUUAAAUGUAUUGCAAAAAAUAAAAGGCAGAAGGACUUGUCUGUUAAUGCCACCUGCAAGUGGACUUCUGCAGAAGUUACAUUACCCAGUAGUUAUUCUUCUGGGAAAACCAUAUGUGGUACAAAGAAGUUAAAAAUGUCACCUCUCGUUAAAGAUGAUAAUGCCAAGAAGGAUUCUGUGAAACAUGGGAAAGGGAGGAUGAUAGGUUCGCCUUUGGUGAACAAGAAUGUUGAUAAGGUUAUGAAUAAAUGUGAUCGUGGAGUUAGUGCUCAGGAAAAGCUUUCUGUGGAUGUGUUGAAAAUAAAGAGGAAGCAGAAGAUUGAUGAGGUAUCCUUGUCUUGUAAUAAGCUCUCAACAAUAGCAGGUGAUGUUAGCAAGCAAGCUGCAAGUAAGAAGGUUGUAGCUCAAAAGAAAAAGUCUGAUAAAUCUAGGAAAUCAAAUCUCUCCAUUAGAUCUGAUGGUUGUGCCCGUUCAUCAAUUAAUGGAUGGGAAUGGCGUCGAUGGACACUGAAAGCAAGUCCUGCUGAGAGAGCUCGUAAUAGGGGUCUUCAAUAUUUUAACUCUGAGCCAUUAGGUCCUGAUGUCAGUACUUCUCAUUUGUUAAAUGGCAAAGGCCUUUCGGCACGGACAAAUAGAGUGAAGUUGCGGAAUCUUCUUGCUGCUGCAGAUGGCGCCGACCUUUUAAAAGCAUCUCAAUUAAAGGCAAGGAAAAAGCGUCUACGCUUUCAGCGUAGUAAGAUUCAUGACUGGGGUCUAGUCGCCCUAGAGCCGAUUGAAGCAGAGGAUUUUGUAAUUGAAUACGUUGGGGAACUAAUUCGCCCACGGAUUUCUGAUAUAAGGGAACGCCAGUAUGAGAAGAUGGGAAUUGGAAGCAGUUAUCUUUUUAGACUUGAUGAUGGUUAUGUGGUUGAUGCUACAAAGCGUGGGGGUGUUGCACGAUUUAUAAACCAUUCUUGUGAGCCUAAUUGCUAUACCAAAGUUAUAACUGUUGAAGGUCAGAAGAAAAUUUUCAUCUAUGCAAAACGACACAUAUCUGCUGGUGAAGAAAUUACGUACAAUUACAAAUUUCCUUUGGAGGAGAAGAAAAUUCCUUGUAAUUGCCGUUCAAGGAGGUGUCGUGGAUCACUAAACUAGGAAAAUUUAUUGAACUUUCCAGUGGACAUGAAGUCUUCUCAAAAUUAUGCGGAUGAAGAAGCGUGAUACAAUUUGGUGCUUUCUGAGGCCUAAAUUGUCUCUCUUUGGCAAGCGAUGAAGGCUUUGCAUAUUGCAGCUGAAUGCUUUUCAGGCUACUCUGUCAUGCCUCAAAUCGCCCAGCUAAAGUUGGUUGAAGCUAUUGAAUAUGAUUGUUGGUAGGGGCUGUAUGAUUGUUACACGCGAGACACUUGGCAUUCCAGUGAUGAAUUUCUGACCUUGUUCAUUCUUAUAGAUAUCUCUAUAUUGCAGAUGAGUCUCUCCUCUUAGAUACUGUAAAGUCGAUUUUUGUUUUGCUUACACAGUCCUUGGAUAUUGAUUUUUUGUACAGACAUGUUUAAUUUGUUAUUCAAUAAAAGAUAAAAUGAAUAUGCUGACCAACCUUGGGAGUGAUAGCAUCGCAAAAGUCAGGAAUUCGAUAUUUUAACGAAACAAUAAUUGCUGAGAUUCAUUCACCCCCAUCCCUCCAGAAAAAAAAAAAGGAGAAAAUUCCGAGCAACCGAUUUUACGAUGACAACUGGUUCCAUGUUCGCUAUAUACAUAUUUUUUUUAACAUGUAGAACAUGCAUAUUAUGAAUGUGCAUGGUUUUGGUUUUGAAUUUUUUUUUUUUUGUGCGUCUUCAUUAUUGUUCUUCCAUUGGAUUAGUUUGAAGCUCCUCGGUGGGUUUUCCUCAGAGGUUUGUUCCAAGUAAAAGCACAUAAAUACUUGUCAAUCUUCAUGGCAAACCAAUUCAAAACAUGCUCUUUUUGGAAAAAUUUCAGAUACUUAUGGACGCAUAUAUAUGAUCAAGCUUUGCCUCCAAACAAUGAUUAUUAUCAUCAGCAAUCUCACGACUAAAAGACACCUUUAAGAGUCGAAAUUUAUUGUGUCGAAUAUUAAUUUGAUAAGCAUUAAAUUGCAGCUAUUUUUAGUGGAUUCUUCUUUUUAAGGUUUCUUACCAUCGCAGGAGUUGAUACUGUGUGGAACUUUCGCUGCUGAGAGAUUAGGGGUUGACGUUUGUCUCUCUGUUACCAAUGUAUUUGUGAGGCCGGUGAUAAUGAUGAUGAUGAGUCUGAUGUGACUUGCCAAGAAUUUUUAGUCAAGACGCAAAAAUGUUCAGAGUUAUGGUUGGUAAUCAUGAAGAAUAACAGAGAAAAAAAGGAAAAAAAAAAAAAGAGUAAAGGACCGACGGCCAUUCUGUAAUAAUUUAUGGACUUGUCCAAUUCUGUCCAUAUUGUCAGUUACAUCCUUGACCUUAUUAAAUUUUUAAGCAUUGCAAAAAGCCUGCAAACUUCAGUUCCUUGAUGCCCUCACUCUUUUCCAAGUCAUUGUCAUGGAAACUUACGUCGCCCUCCCAAGAUAAUGCUUUGAUGGUUGAAUAUUGGCAAUAAUUUCAUUGGAUAUGGAAGACGACAUUUUGGUGAAAGAAUUUUGUUUUCUAAGCUGUAUCCACAUUGUAAGCUUAGGUGAAGUCCAUCAUUUUGGUUUUCAAAGUGCGACAAAAGGACAUCAUUUAAAUCUCAUCCUAGUUUUCAAGUGACAUUCAGGGCAUCAAAGUUUAAAGAUCCACAAUAAAAUAGAUGGUUUUGAGUUUAUUUUAUUUUUUUCGCUGGUACGUCUUAUACACUUUCUUUUGUAAUUGUUGGUUUGAAAGUAUUACGCUUUGUAGGGGGGCCUUGUGUGUUUGAAUGUUUACACCGGCUAGUUGCCUUUGCUUUUGUAGUUUAUUUUCUUCAUGUAAAACUGUAAAGAAAAUUGUGCUCGUUGGAACUAUAUCUCGAUAAAAUUUUAAGGCCUCAUAGCACUCA
Benincasa hispida (wax gourd) is the source of this 5795-nucleotide messenger RNA. NCBI's taxonomy places the organism in Eukaryota, Viridiplantae, Streptophyta, Magnoliopsida, Cucurbitales, Cucurbitaceae. The record is from RefSeq and is a predicted model, not a curated record.